AUGCCACCAUAUACCAUCUUCUACCUUAGCGACUCCGAGUACCGGCGCCUCUUCAUGGAAAGCGAACAACCGCUGGACAUGCCCAGUCAAGGAAGAUUUACAGGAAUUGCCGUAUAUCUUAAAGUUCUACUUUUCAUCUUCCCUAUAUGGAAGCGUAAGUGGGUUGAGACACUGAAUGAGAUUGAUAAGUUAGUUGGCGUAGAGAUCGACGAGUUAUUCGACCCGACGCGCGACGGCGCUACCAUGAUGUUCGAUAGCACAUUCGAGAGAUCUAGACUUUACUUCACAGUUCUCCAGGCGCUGAGGAUAUUUUCCGAAUGGAUCCAGGAGAGUGGUCGAGAGCUCCAACAGCUCAAGCUGGACUUUGAUGGGAAUAUCCAAUCUAGCGGAACUCGCCGCAGCUCUAUCAGUUCAAGCCACGGCGGCGAAUCCCCAAACUCUUUCAUGAAAGAAAUCGACGAGGCAUGGGAGAAGGUUAUAUCAAUCCACGGUACCUCUUCAAAGUCCCUCAUAGAUCGUAUAGAAAAGAAAGAAGAAGAGAUCAAAAGUUUUAGAGACGGCCUCUUCAGUGCCACAUCAGUGCGCGAGGCAUCACGAGCAACGAUCUUGAACCAGUAUAUUCUAGUAUUCACAAUCGUCACCAUCUUCUACCUUCCCCUAAGCUACGUUUCCGUAUGUUACCCAUCACCUCCUACGUUAAAGAACUUCCUAUCUAAUUAUGUCAUCCCUAGUCUUUAUUUAGCAUGGACAUAUUCGCCUACGACGAUGCUGGACUAG
Daldinia childiae is the source of this 777-nucleotide messenger RNA. RefSeq lists its product as uncharacterized. The transcript is spliced from 3 exons. The record is from RefSeq and is a predicted model, not a curated record. Bases 1 to 777 code for a protein of 258 amino acids. NCBI's taxonomy places the organism in Eukaryota, Fungi, Ascomycota, Sordariomycetes, Xylariales, Hypoxylaceae.